Schizosaccharomyces japonicus yFS275 is the source of this 897-nucleotide messenger RNA. RefSeq names its product two-component GAP Cdc16. Gene Ontology annotation, molecular function: GTPase activator activity. Gene Ontology annotation, biological process: negative regulation of cell cycle process; negative regulation of division septum assembly; negative regulation of septation initiation signaling. NCBI's taxonomy places the organism in Eukaryota, Fungi, Ascomycota, Schizosaccharomycetes, Schizosaccharomycetales, Schizosaccharomycetaceae. Gene Ontology annotation, cellular component: SIN/MEN two-component GAP complex; mitotic spindle pole body; cytoskeleton. The coding region runs from base 1 to 897 and encodes 298 amino acids. The transcript is spliced from 4 exons. The record is from RefSeq and is a predicted model, not a curated record.
AUGGGAAAAGUCGGCUAUAAGCAUUUAUUAAGCUUGCGACCAAAGUCUAAGGAAGAUCAGCAAAAUGCUAUCUCAACAUUGCGACGGGACGUUAUGCUGGAGCAGGUAGAAGCAGAAACAGACGGUACAUCCACUACCAGAGCAUACAUUUGGAGCAUAUUUCUUCAUUCAAGACCCAAAAGUAGUGAGGAGUAUAUACGAUACGUGCGUCAAGGUCCUUCACCGCUUGCUGAGAAAAUUCGCAACGAUGUUUCACGUACACUCGUCACCGAUACCUUUUUCCAUACACGUGUUUCCCAGUCUUCCCUUUCCCGCGUUUUGAAUGUGUAUGUUUGGAAGAAGGGAACUACGUAUGUCCAAGGAAUGAAUGUACUUGCCGCACCCUUCUUGUACGUGUGUAAAAGUGAAAGCCAAUCAUACUACAUGUUCGAAAAGCUUCUCCAACACGAAUGCCCUCUCUACGUGGUGCCGAAUUUGGAUGGUGUUCACCGAGGAUUGAAGCUCUUGGACAAGUGUCUAGAACUUUUGGACACCAAACUCUACGCUUAUCUCAUCAGUAAAGGCCUUCCUGCCAAACUCUAUGCAUUCCCAUCAAUUCUUACGCUGAGCGCAUGUACUGCUCCACUGUCAGAGGUUUUGAAACUUUGGGACUUCCUUUUUGCUUACGGCGUCCAUUUAAAUGUUCUUUGUGUUAUCGCUCAGCUACUGGUCAUUCGCGACGAACUUAUUAGUCAUCCAAAACCCAUGAAGCUCCUGCGGAAAUUUCCGCCGCUGAAUGCCAAGGACGUGAUUCGUCUUACUGUUCUUCUUAUUACCAAAAUUCCCAGAGACCUCUUCGACUUGCUAGUACGUCAUUGCUGGGACCCCGAUGUUGGUGUCGUCAUCGAUCGCUUAUGA